GCUUCGAUAAGGAAAGUUGUUACACAUUCAGAAUGAAGAAUAUAUUUUGGAUGAGUUUCCUAAUCUGUUCGAUUUCUGUGCAAUUGGUAAACUGCUUAGUCUGUCGCAACUGCGUUAGUCCAGCCAGCUGCAGGUAUGCAAAGGUAGUCCAGUGCACCAAUUAUGCUGCAAAUGUGACGAGCCAGUAUUUGGCCACAUAUCAUCGGAAUGUGCUUGAGCUAAACAGUAGUCGCUUCAACUGCCUCGCUCUGAAGUAUGUCUAUACGAAAACUGAAGCCCGAGGUCAGCGACUGGAACCGGACGAGGUGUAUCGUUUGCUCUGGCAACAAUUGCAACAGAAAUUCAUCUGGCAAAAUUGGUGGAGCCCUCUAUACGAUUGUGGGCACAGUCUGCACUCUCAUAUUAAGUAAGACCUAUGGCUAAUAGGCAACAAUUAUUAUUAAAUGAUUGGUAAAGAUAUUCAGAAAAUAACCACGAACAAACGAUAUUAUCUUGUCUACCAAACCAAGUCUUUAACACUUCAAAUAAAAUCGUUUCUGUUAUACCACAUAUAUCCACUUUAUAAGAAGAGGGUUUCCAGGAAUAUAUACAUAUUAUAAACAAGCAUCUGGGUCUUUAAAGUACAGUAAAGUUUUUAAUAGAAAUUAAUUUUAUAACAAAAAGCAAAAUAUUUAAACAAUAAUAAUAAUCAAGGAAUAAAUUCAGAUUAGAUAAUUCGACUAUUAUAAUAAUUAUCGAAUGAUUCAUGAUUUUAAACAUUCUUAUGCUUUCGCAAUUCAUCCACAACUUGCUGCAUGGUGGGACGAACGUUAGGGUCUUUAUCCCAGCAUCUUUGAAUGAAAGUUUUSAAUUGAUCCGGACAAUCAAAUUUAAGAUCAUCCAGAGAGGGCCGUAGACCUGCAUAAACCA
Messenger RNA from Drosophila arizonae, 909 nucleotides. RefSeq lists its product as uncharacterized. The record is from RefSeq and is a predicted model, not a curated record. Lineage: Eukaryota; Metazoa; Arthropoda; Insecta; Diptera; Drosophilidae.